Thunnus maccoyii (southern bluefin tuna) is the source of this 1695-nucleotide messenger RNA. RefSeq names its product gamma-aminobutyric acid type A receptor subunit alpha6a (gene gabra6a). Gene Ontology annotation, cellular component: synapse; neuron projection; dendrite membrane. The coding region runs from base 268 to 1611 and encodes 447 amino acids. The transcript is spliced from 10 exons. Gene Ontology annotation, biological process: nervous system process; regulation of postsynaptic membrane potential; signal transduction. Gene Ontology annotation, molecular function: GABA-gated chloride ion channel activity; transmitter-gated monoatomic ion channel activity involved in regulation of postsynaptic membrane potential; GABA-A receptor activity. NCBI's taxonomy places the organism in Eukaryota, Metazoa, Chordata, Actinopteri, Scombriformes, Scombridae. The record is from RefSeq and is a predicted model, not a curated record.
UUUUUUAUUUGUGUUUUAAUUACAUACAUACAUUUGCUUAAAACAGAAACCUAAAGAAUACACUGUUUGUCUAAAAAUGGAGUGGAUUUACUAAUCUGUUAAUUAGAUUACUGCUCCUGCCUUGGUGCUCUUGUGCUCUCAUGCAUACCUACCAGUCACUUUAACGACCUUUGCGCUACUUGUUUUUACCUCCUCUCACAUGCUGUUUUAUGAAGUAUGAGUUGCUCAGAGAGUUGACUGGAAAUUUGGAGAUAGUUGCUGCCAAAGAUGGCCAUCCUGUCACUGUGUUGUUUACUUACGUUUAUCUAUUGGAUUAGUUUAGGUAAUGUGUUUGGAAAUGAGAAGGUUUACUCGGACAACAUCACUCGCAUUUUGGACCGACUUUUGGAUGGUUAUGACAACAGACUGCGACCUGGAUCUGGAGGUGGUGUUACAGAGGUGAAAACAGAUAUCUUUGUCACCAGUUUUGGACCUGUUUCAGAUGUUGAGAUGGAGUACACCAUGGACAUGUUCUUCCGUCAGAUGUGGGUUGAUGAGCGGCUGAAAUUUGAAGGUCCCACUGAAAUCCUACGGCUGAACAACCGCAUGGUAGACAAGAUCUGGACGCCAGACACUUUCUUCCGAAACUCCAAGAAGUCAAUUUCCCAUAACAUGACUACACCCAACAAGCUUUUCCGCAUCAUGCAGAAUGGGACUGUCCUCUACACUAUGAGACUGACAAUUAGUGCAGAGUGUCCGAUGAGGCUAAUGGACUUCCCCAUGGACGGUCACUCCUGCCCUCUCAGGUUUGGAAGCUAUGCAUACACCAACAGUGAAAUUAUGUUCACCUGGAGGAAGGGGUUAACAGCAUCUGUCGACUGUCCCAAGGAGUCCAUGAGUCUUCUGCAGUAUGAUCUGGUGGGACAAACUUUGUCCAGUGAGAUUUUCAAAGCAAACACAGGUCACUACUCUGUGCAGGUGGUCCAUUUCCACCUCCAGAGGAAGCUGGGAUACUACCUCAUACAGACAUACAUUCCCCUUAUCAUGGUUGUCGUUCUGUCACAAGUCUCUUUCUGGAUCAACAAGGAGUCUGUCCCUGCUCGCACAGUUGCUGGCAUCACCACAGUACUGACCAUGACCACCUUGAGCAUCAGCGCCCGGCAGUCACUUCCUAAAGUGGCCUAUGCCACAGCCAUGGAUUGGUUCAUUGCAGUGUGUUUUGCCUUUGUGGCGUCGGCUCUUGUCGAAUUUGCAGCGGUGAACUACUUUGCCACACUGCAGGCCAACCGUCUGAAGAAACUGAAAGCCAGACAAGACAGGCUUGAAAUGUUGGCUUCUGGCAGCGACGAUGAAGACACAGUUUCGAUGGACAGCAGCCCUCAGGAAGGCCCGAGGAGGAGAAACCACUCGGUGUGUCGCAGUGAGGCAGGGGAGGGUCCGCCGCUGCCGAUUUUCCUUCAGCAGGGCUCAGCUUUUCCCCAGAUCCCGCAACUGGCCGGCACCAGCCCCAUCGACGCGUACGCCCGCAUCCUCUUCCCCCUGGGCUUCGCCCUCUUCAACCUUGUCUACUGGUACAUCUACCUUGGCAAGGACACCAUGGAGAAGGCCAGGGACGUAGAUACAGCCUCUUAAAAACCAAGAGGACCUGGAAAAGGGCACGUGCAGCCGGAGAGAGACCUUCAGCAUCCAUUCAGCCUCACCUCGCCCCCCCCUCAC